Molecule: messenger RNA, 375 nt
Organism: Medicago truncatula (barrel medic)
Lineage: Eukaryota; Viridiplantae; Streptophyta; Magnoliopsida; Fabales; Fabaceae
Product: auxin-induced protein 15A
Exons: 1
Coding region: 1-375 (124 amino acids)
Biological process (GO): response to auxin
Source: RefSeq, a predicted model, not a curated record
AUGAGUCAUAAUGAACCACAUAUUAUAUAUUUUUGCAAGACAAACCCCGUGAAAUUUGCAUACCAGAACUUCGCGGUCCCUGCCUCCCUAAGGGUUUUUCGUUUACCUGGUAUCAUUAGAAGGUCAUCAUCAUUUACUUCAAGCCGAUCAGUUUCAAAAGUUGUGGACGUGCCAAAGGGAUAUCUCGCAGUGUGCGUUGGUGAUAAACAAAAGAGAUUUGUGAUCCCCGUAUCAUACUUGAACCAACCAUUGUUUCAAGAUUUGAUGAGUCAAGCCGAAGAAGAGUUUGGAUAUGAUCAUCCAAUGGGAGGUCUCACCAUUCCUUGCACAGAAGAUGCCUUCAAACAUAUAACUUAUCGCUUGAAUGAGAUUUGA